Tachysurus vachellii is the source of this 1607-nucleotide messenger RNA. RefSeq names its product high affinity immunoglobulin gamma Fc receptor I-like. Gene Ontology annotation, biological process: cell surface receptor signaling pathway. Bases 86 to 1000 code for a protein of 304 amino acids. Gene Ontology annotation, molecular function: transmembrane signaling receptor activity. NCBI's taxonomy places the organism in Eukaryota, Metazoa, Chordata, Actinopteri, Siluriformes, Bagridae. The record is from RefSeq and is a predicted model, not a curated record. The transcript has 5 exons.
UAAGCAUAAACGUGGGGGAGGAUCUGGAUCUCACAGAAUAUAAAGGGUUAGCGCUUUUUAAACAAACCACAGAUCCAAAGGCAGAAUGAUGACAAUGCACUUCUUCCACAGCUUCAUGGUUUUUGUAACUUGGCUUGCAGUCGCCAGGCUGGAAGAACCCCAAUUCAAAGCCAAAGCUACAGUGAGUUCAGGACACCAGCAACUCUUUUCAGGGGAAGAUGUGCAGCUGACUUGCAGUGUCCCAGAUGACCCUUCGUCCAGCUGGAAGUAUCAAUGGUUUCAUGAUGGUGUAUCCUUAGGCUUCACAACGGUGUACAGUAUAAAAAAGGCACGCGUCCAGCAAAGUGGAAGUUAUACCUGUCAAGGACAGAAGGCGAUAACGACCCAUCCUUAUACACAGUCGUCGGUACUGAGCGACCCUCUUAAAAUACAUGUCGAUGGUGGUUGGAUUCUCCUGCAAUACUCAGUUGAGCCAUUAAUUGAGGAACCGUUGACUCUGACCUGCCGUGUCCGCGAUGACCGCUUGAUUUCAGGUGUAAUUUUCUACAAGGAUGGCAUAAAGAUCAAGACCCAGAAAAACCCAGACCUAGUGUUUCCCAGCCUCAGUUUUGAGGAUGAUGGCAUGUACUCAUGCAGAGCCACGUGGCUGAAGAACCUAGAUUAUCAGUCUGCCCAGUCUGUGCCUAAUUCUGUGGCUGUGUUAGAGAAAUUGGAGACUCCCAGGAUGGUGCUUCUCACAGAUCCGAAUCAGGUGACGAUCGGGAAGCAGGUGGUCUUCAGAUGUAUCACCAAAGUAAAUACUAGAGAACAAGGCGUGAGUAUAGAAUACCUCUACAUCAAAGAUGACAAGAGGCUAGAACGUCCUUCUGCCAAAGACACGUACAUCAUCACAAGGGUGAGCAAAGAGGAUGCCGGAAGCUACACCUGCAAAGUCUCUGUAAAGGCUCUGAAUGUGGAGAGGUGGAGUAACCAUGUACAGCUGGAGGUCCAGCUAUUCUGAACUUGUAUACAAUGCAAUGUAAGUUUCUGAGAGUUUUUUCUGGGUUUUUAGUUGCAGGAUAUUAAUUUAAUAUCUAACACACCAUAUCAUUUUAGUUCAUGUCCUCGAGACAUAAUAAUUAUUUGGAUUAUUAUAUCCAUUGUAAGUACACACUUUAAGUAAAGUCAUGUGGUACAUGCUAAAUAAAAAUUCCUUUAUUUAGGUUUAACCAAAAAAAAGAAAAAAGAAUGAUUUCAAGUUUGAGCCAGAAGCAGAGAUUCAGAGAAGCUGAGAUUCUUGCAUCAUCAUGCAUCGUUUAUUUUUAACCAAACGCCACUAUUUUCUCUUUGCUGCUAAUAGAAGCAUGUUGCAGACCUGGAAUGCAUGGCAAGACUGCUAUUCAGCUAUUUUUCAGGUUCUUCAAUGUCUAACAAUACUUUUUGUUUUGUACUUUUUGUACUUUUUGCAAAACUUCUGUUUUUUUCACUUUCGACCAUCCGAUUAUACCUUUGACCCUAUAAUGCAUGUUUUAUACUGGAUUGUCAUGUUGCAAAUUAUAUAUUGUUUUCUAUACCGUAUUUAAUCAACUGUAAUUUUUUUGAGAUUAAAAUUGAGCCUAUAAAUAUCA